AUGGGAGAAUCGAUCAUGAAUAUUCAUAACAAUGCGUCAAGGAAGAUGAAGCUCAUUUACUUCAGCAAUGAGUUUCCUCAGGACGACCUGCAGACCGUCUUUCGUAAGCUCCAUACUCACAGCAAGGACCGGCGACACCCGACGCUCGCUCGCUUUCUCGAGGAAGCCACGCUGGCCAUUCGCGAGGAAGUGCGACGAUUGCCGACCACAUUGCGAGCGUUAAUCCCUCCGUUUGAGAGUAUCUUGAACUUUGCGGAAUUUACGGACCUUCGCAAGGGUCAGCUCUGCGGGUCAAUUGACGGUAUCCUCCUCUGUGUUCUGGAGUUGGGGACUCUUAUUGGCUACUAUGAGAACCAUGAAGAUGCCUUCAACAGUGAUCCUGCAAGCAUCGCGUUGGCCGGGCUGGGAAUUGGCCUCCUGGCAACAGCGGCAGUCUCGAUAGCAAUCACCGUGGCAGAUCUUGCCAUCACAGGCGCCCAAGUCGUCCGACAGGCCUUCCGACUGGGGGUGUUGGUCGAUGAGGUAUCGCAAAAUCUUGAGCCUCGUGAUACUACCGAGGGCAGCUCGCCAGAUACCUGGGCCCAUGUUAUGCCUAAUGUGUCAGUCGAUGAGGUUCAGCACGAGCUGGACGCCAUUCAAGCAAAGGAGAAAACCCCGGAGCCAAGUAAGAUCUUUAUCAGCGCCCGUAGUACCACAUCAGUCACAAUCAGUGGUCCUCCCUCGCGUCUACAGGCCAUGUUCCGCACAGCCAAGUUCUUCCAUGAACAUAAAUGUAUCGCUCUACCUGUGUACGGAGGAUUGUGUCAUGCAGAGCACAUCUACACCCAGGAUAAUGUGCGCAGUGUGGUCCGAACGCGCUCGAUGGAGUUGGUCAACGCUAAAUUCGUUCCCCGACUGCCUGUCUAUUCCACCAGCACGGGCCGUCCAUUCCCUGUCAGCAGUGCGACGGACCUGUUUGAAAGUAUCAUCGCGGAGAUCCUAACCAAGGCAAUUGAAUGGGAUCGAGUCACCCAGGGCGUCGCUCAACUGGCUCAGGACUUGAAUGCGACAGAGUGCCAGCUUGUGGUAUUCCGCAUCUCUCUUCCGAUUCGGGACCUGGCUGCGGCCCUGAAAAAUGGCUCCGACGUGGAAACGUCCACCAAAGAGAUCAUGCCAUGGGUGCAUCAAGAGGAGGAAAGCGACGAAGGAGGACCGCGAGGACCACUGCAGUCCAAGAUCGCGAUCGUGGGCAUGUCCUGCAGGAUGCCUGGCGGGGCGACGGACACUGAGAAGUUCUGGGACCUCUUGGAGCAGGGACUGGAUGUCCACCGGAGGAUUCCUGCGGACCGGUUCGAUGUCGAUUCCCACUACGACCCGACUGGUAAGAGCGUGAACACGAGUCAUACCCCUUACGGAUGCUUCAUAGACGAACCAGGUCUCUUCGAUGCGCCUUUCUUCAACAUGUCGCCCCGAGAAGCCGAGCAAACAGACCCCAUGCAGCGCCUGGCUCUCGUCACGGCAUAUGAGGCCCUGGAAAGAGCCGGAUACGUCGCUAAUCGAACGGCCGCAACGGACCUACACCGAAUAGGCACUUUCUAUGGCCAGGCGAGUGACGACUACCGUGAAGUGAAUACAGCUCAGGAGAUCAGUACCUACUUCAUUCCCGGCGGGUGCCGUGCCUUUGGCCCCGGUCGUAUCAACUAUUUCUUCAAGUUCUCCGGCCCAAGUUACAGCAUUGACACCGCUUGCUCGUCCAGUCUUGCGACUAUUCAGACAGCUUGCACUGCACUGUGGAAUGGCGACGUGGAUACCGCGGUGGCCGGUGGUAUGAAUGUGCUGACCAACUCGGAUGCUUUUGCAGGUCUCAGCCAUGGCCACUUCCUCUCCAAGACUCCAAACGCAUGCAAGACCUGGGACAGCGAGGCUGACGGGUACUGCCGUGCGGAUGCGGUAGCAUCUAUUGUUAUGAAGAGAUUGGAAGACGCCGAAGCAGAUAAUGACAACAUUCUUGGCGUCAUUGUGGGAGCAGGAACGAACCAUUCUGCAGAGGCUGUCUCCAUUACCCAUCCCCAUGCGGGUCACCAAGCCUACCUGGGGAAGCUGGUGGCCAACCGGGCUGGAGUUGACCCGCUUGACGUUGGAUAUGUGGAGAUGCACGGCACUGGCACCCAGGCAGGCGAUGCAGAGGAGAUCCAAUCAGUAACUAAUGUGUAUGCUCCAACGACGAGGCGCCGCAGCACCAAGAAUCCUCUAUACAUUGGAGCUGUGAAGGCAAAUGUUGGACAUAGUGAGGCAGCAGCGGGUGUUACAGCCCUACUGAAGGUCCUCCUGAUGCUGCAGAAGAACGCAAUCCCGCCACACGUUGGGAUCAAAAACUCUCUGAAUCCCAUCUUUCCAGACGACCUUGACAAGCGGCAGGUGCACAUCCCAUACCAGAAGACAGAAUGGCCUCGGCUACCAGGGAAGACGCGCAUGGCUGCCGUUAACAAUUUCAGUGCGGCAGGAGGCAACACUACCAUCCUGCUCGAAGAUGGACCGCUGCGAGAGGUCACUGAAUCCGACCCUCGACGAACCCAUGUGGUAGCCGUCUCAGCCAAGAGCAAGAUAUCGCUGAAGGGAAACCUCACACGGUUGAUAGACUACCUCGAACGCAACCCAGAGGUCUCGCUGGCCAACCUGUCAUACUCUACGACUGCACGUCGCUACCACCACAACCACCGCGUUGCCAUAGCCGCAUCUAGUGUACCCCAGGUGCUGAAACAGCUUCGAUCAGCACUGGACACCAUGGACACUCACAAACCAAUCCCCAACACAGGAGCCCCGUCGGUGGCCUUUUCCUUCACGGGGCAGGGCGCCUCGUAUAAGUCAUCCAAUUACGAACUGUUCCACCAGGCGCCCUCUUUCCGGGCCCACGUCCUGCAUCUAGACGCGAUCGCCCAGGGUCAGGGCUUUCCAUCCUUUAUCCCAGUCAUUGACGGCACCCACGACAAGGACUACCAACACUCGCCUGUCAUGACCCAGCUAGCUCUGGCGUGCACAGAAAUCGCCGUCGCAAAGUACUGGGCCUCGUUGGGGGUGAAACCCGACGUAGUUAUCGGACACAGCCUGGGCGAGUACGCCGCCCUGCACGUAGCAGGGGUGCUCUCCGCCAGUGACGCUAUCUUCCUUGUGGGCCAACGGGCUGCCCUCCUCCAACAAAAGUGCAAGGCAGGCAGUCACAAGAUGGUUGCAGUACGAGCCUCCGUAAUCCAGAUUCAAGAAAGCGCACAGGACCGACCCUAUGAGCUAGCGUGUAUCAAUGGUCCGAAGGAGACAGUGCUGAGUGGCCCAAAAGACGAGAUGGACACCAUCAUCCCGGUGCUGGAAGCUGACGGAUACAAAUGCUUCAGUCUGGAUGUCCCCUUCGCCUUCCAUUCCAACCAGACGGACCCAAUCCUCGACGACUUUGAGACUCUUGCCACGAGCGGUGUCGUGUUCCAGCCCCCCCAGAUCCCUGUGAUCUCGCCGCUGCUGUCCAAGGUGGUUUUCGACGAAAAGAGCGUCAAUGGAAACUACCUCCGUCGUGCCACUCGCGAGGCAGUCAACUUUCUCUCUGCGCUCGAGGCUGCGCGCAGCAUUGGCAUCGUGAGUGAUGAGACUGUUUGGAUAGAGGUGGGCCCUCAUCCAGUGGGAGUCGGUUUCGUCAAAUCCACCUUCUCAUCAGUCAAUGUGACCGUGCCGUCUCUUCGUCGAGGCGAGGAUAAUUGGACGACCCUGGCGCAGAGUUUGGCCGCGCUCCACUCUGUGGGUAUCAAAAUCGAAUGGGGCGAGUUUCACAGCCCAUUUGAGAAGUCGUUGCGUCUGCUCGACUUGCCGACUUAUGCGUGGAACGACAAGCGGUACUGGAUACAGUACAAAGGUGACUGGGCGCUGACCAAGGGUAACACGUUUUACGACGAGGAGAAGGGCCUCAAUAAGGCUCACGCCGCGUUGCCUGAGCCCAAGUCCAGUCUGAGCACUUCGACUGUCCAGCAGAUUAUCGACCAACACUUUGACGGUGUAGCGGGGACUGUGACCAUGCAAUCCAAUCUGAUGCAGCCGGACUUCCGCGCGGCAGCUUGGGGUCAUAAGAUGAAUGGAUGUGGUGUGGUUACAUCGUCUAUCCACGCAGAUAUCUCCUACACACUGGGUGAGUAUCUCUACAAAAGGCUCAAACCGAACACCCAACAGGUGCAUAUGAACAUUGCCAACCUGGAGGUCCUGAACGGGCUUGUCGCGAACAACAACCCGGAGACACCCCAGCUCAUCCGCGUCUCUGUCAGCACCUCCAACAUCGAUGCCAACGCCGCCGAUCUGACCUGGUACAACGUGCUGGCGGAUGGAGGCGUCGAUGAACCAUUUGCGAGUGCGACUCUCAUCUAUGGCAACCCAGACUCCUGGCUUGACUCUUGGAUCCCGAUCACCCACCUCGUGCAAGGCCGCAUCCAGGAUCUCCAACGCCUGGCAGAGUCUGGCAUCGCCAACCGCUUCACGCGCAACAUGGCCUACCGCCUCUUCGCCACCAACCUCGUCGACUACGCGCCCGAAUACCGUGGGAUGCAGUCAGUGGUGUUACACGGGCUCGAAGCCUUCGCCGACGUCACCCUGUCUACCGAAAAGGGCGGCAGAUACACCGUGCCCCCCUACUUCAUCGACAGCGUGGCCCACCUGGCCGGCUUUGUUAUGAACGUCUCCGAUGCGAUGGACGUGAAGAACAACUUCUGCGUGACCCCCGGGUGGCGCUCGAUGCGGUUCGCUAAGCCCCUCAUCGCCGGCGCGCGCUACCGCUCCUACGUGAAGAUGAUUCCAACGACCGAGGAUCCCAGCGUGUACUUGGGCGAUGUGUAUGUCCUGCAGGACGAGGUAGUGAUCGGCAUGGUCGGCGGGAUCCAGUUCCGCCGAUACCCGCGCAUUCUGCUCAGUCGCUUCUUCUCUGCAGCGGAUGAUGUGAAGGCGCCGCCCGUCGCCGCUUCGACUUCUUCCAAGAAUCGUGUUGCGAAGGCAGCCCCGGCAGUGGGCCCCACGAAGCCCGUGACAAAUGGAGUGAAGCCAGCGGCUGUCAAUGGCGUUAAGCCUGCUGCUAAUGCUGCUGCUGCAGCAGCACCUGUGAGUGAGCCUGCCCCCGCUGUGAACCACGUCAAGCCCGCCACAGCUGCGGACCCUGCGCCGAACGUCGACUCGGAUACCACCACCGCCAAAGCAAUUCGGAUUAUCGCGGCGGAAUCCGGCCUCGACCUUGCUGACUUGACGGACGACGCCAGCUUCGCGGACUUGGGAGUGGACUCGCUGAUGAGCUUGGUCAUAGCGGAGAAGUUCCGCACGGAUCUGGGAGUUGUCGUGGGCGGCAGUCUGUUCUUGGAGUAUCCGACCAUUGGGGAUUUGCGCACGUGGUUGGAAGAGUAUUAUAGCUAG
Aspergillus pseudoviridinutans is the source of this 5409-nucleotide messenger RNA. RefSeq names its product type I polyketide synthase. Gene Ontology annotation, biological process: DIM/DIP cell wall layer assembly; fatty acid biosynthetic process. Lineage: Eukaryota; Fungi; Ascomycota; Eurotiomycetes; Eurotiales; Aspergillaceae. The coding region runs from base 1 to 5409 and encodes 1802 amino acids. The record is from RefSeq and is a predicted model, not a curated record. Gene Ontology annotation, cellular component: cytoplasm; plasma membrane. The transcript is spliced from 4 exons. Gene Ontology annotation, molecular function: 3-oxoacyl-[acyl-carrier-protein] synthase activity; fatty acid synthase activity; phosphopantetheine binding.